AUGCGGAAUGCGGUACGCGAGUGGGCGCAGCGGCUCCGGCACGCGACGGCGUCGAAAGAGUCCUUCCUCCAGUACGUCUGUACGGAGGGGAAUGCUCAUGUCACGCAACACCCUUGGUCGAACGAGGACCUGAAGCCCUCUCCGCCGAGCAUGAUCAACUGGCGGUGGUACAACUUCUGCAUCUUCUGGUUCGGCAUGGGGUUCGGGAACUGGACGUUGGGCUCGAGUGUGGUCGCAAUCGGGCUCAACUGGUACCAAGCCUCGCUUGUGAUCCUCUGCGCCGCGGUCAUCUCCGGCACUUGCAUGGCGUUCAACUCGCGCGCAGCGGCGAGCUACCACAUCGGCUACCCCGUCGUGGCCAGGAGCUGCUUUGGCAUGUACGGCCACUACUGGCCCGUCGCGUGCCGCGGGUUCUGUGCGAUGCUCUGGGUCUCCGUCAUCCUAUUCCAGGGCGGCGCCUACGUCUCCACGAUGCUCACAUGCGUCUUCGGGCACCGCUGGACAGACCUCCCCGCACACUUUCCCGCCUCCACAGGGACGACAGUCCAGCGCUUCCUCGGGUACUUCCUCUUCUGGCUCAUCACGCUCCCCUUCUGCGGGUUCCGCCCGAAUCGCCUCCGGUGGCUGUACCACUUCAAGGCAGUCGUGCUCCCGCCGAGCGUACUCGGUCUGCUCAUCUACUGCCUCGUACAGAGCAGGGGAAAGCUAGCGGGGACGUUGCAGCUUGCUGAUGAAGGGACGAAGGUGCCCCGAGGUGCCGUCCUGGGAUGGCUCUUUGUCAGCUCUGUGAACUCGUCGAUGGGGAAUUGGUCAACUUUCAUAGCCAACAUGCCGGAUUUCUCGAGGUACGCAACCAGCCCCAAAGCGACCUUCUGGACGCACAUCCUCCUCGUGCCCAUCCCCGCCACCCUGGUGCGUUCCCUCCCCUCUUCAUCUUCCACCCGCACAUAUCUCACUGCCACAUACGAAACUGGUAGGGCGGCAUGA
Molecule: messenger RNA, 987 nt
Organism: Gloeophyllum trabeum ATCC 11539
Lineage: Eukaryota; Fungi; Basidiomycota; Agaricomycetes; Gloeophyllales; Gloeophyllaceae
Exons: 4
Coding region: 1-987 (328 amino acids)
Biological process (GO): nucleobase transport; transmembrane transport
Cellular component (GO): plasma membrane
Molecular function (GO): nucleobase transmembrane transporter activity
Source: RefSeq, a predicted model, not a curated record